AUGAGUCGAAUAAAUUCAGAAGAAUCAUCUGGUGUAUCAACUAGAGAAUCAUUUGAAAUUGAAGAACCUCAUGAAUCCAUGUUGCAAUCAUCAUCAAAUACCAACAACAACGGUAAGAAUAGUAAUAAAAACUAUAAAUCAAAAACCAUAGAAUCUAUAAUUUAUAUAUCAGGAUGGUAUUUUUUUUCAUUAUCUAUAUCAAUUUAUAAUAAAUGGAUGUUUGGAUCAGGAUUAGAUUUCAAAUUUCCAAUUAUAAUUACAUCAUUUCAUCAAUUAUGUUUAUUUAUAUUGAGUAGUCUGUUGUUAUAUUUCAAUCCAAAUUUAAGACCAUGUCAUAAUAAUUCAUCAAUGAUUCCAGUUCGAAAUUUAAAAAGUUUUUUCAAUAGUCUUCUGAUGGAUUUUAAUAUUUAUUUAAGACAAAUAUUUCCUUGUUCAAUUGCAAGUGCUGGAGAUAUUGGUUUAAGUAAUGUUUCAAUAUCAAUGAUUACUUUAUCAUUAUAUACAAUGUUGAAAACUUCCUCAUUGAUGUUUGUUUUAAUUUUUGGAUUAUUAUUUAAGUUGGAAAAAUUCAAUUGGAGAUUGAUUGUAAUUGUGAUGAUUAUGACCGUUUCAGUAGUUAUGAUGACGGAUAAACCAGAUGAAGAAUUAAAUCAAGAAAAUAAUUCAUCAAUGGGUAUAAUUAUGGUUAUUUCAGCAUCAAUGUUGAGUGGAUUAAGAUGGUCUUUUACUCAAAUUUUACUUAAAAAAAAUUCAUAUACUCCAAAUUCAAUAAGUACUAUAUUUUAUGUAUCACCGGGAAUGUGUUUAAUUUUAUUCUUUUUAGGUUUAAUAAUUGAAGGCUGGGGUAAUUUCACAAGUAGUCAAAUUUGGAUAACCAAAGGAUUAUUUACAACUAUUUUAUUAUUAAUCAUUCCAGGUAUAUUGGCAUUUAUGAUGACUUUAUGUGAAUUUAAAUUAUUAACAGUUGCUCAAGUAAUUACAUUAUCAGUAGCUGGGAUUUUCAAAGAAUUAUUGACCAUUAUUUUGAGUUCUAUUAUAUUUGGUGAUAAAUUAAGCUUUAUAAAUGUUUUGGGUUUAUUAUUGACUUUUGCUGAUAUUUUAUGGUAUAAUUAUUAUAGAUAUUUUGAAAAUGAAGAUAUAAAGAAUAAAUCACGAGGAGAUUUAGAAAGGUGA
Molecule: messenger RNA, 1173 nt
Organism: Candida tropicalis MYA-3404
Lineage: Eukaryota; Fungi; Ascomycota; Pichiomycetes; Serinales; Debaryomycetaceae
Exons: 1
Coding region: 1-1173 (390 amino acids)
Biological process (GO): UDP-glucose transmembrane transport
Cellular component (GO): Golgi apparatus; endoplasmic reticulum-Golgi intermediate compartment; cis-Golgi network
Molecular function (GO): antiporter activity
Source: RefSeq, a predicted model, not a curated record